GCGACGCGGGGCGUCCCGCUGAGGGAGCGGCGGCAUGUUGCAGCCGCGGCGGCCGCUCGUCGGCCUCGUCGCCCGCUGUGCCCGGACCGCCCGCCUCGGCCCCCGCCCGCCCGGGCCCGCCGAGGCCCCCCCCGCUGCCGGUGGCCAGGCGGGGGGCGGCGCGGGUCGGCGGGGCCUGUUGGGCCUGCUGGCGCGGCAGUGCAGCUGCGUGACGGGGCAGCGGGCGCGGCGGGCCCGGCGGGCCUGGUACCGAGGCGGUGGUAGCGGCGGGGACGGGGCGGCGGAGCGGGCGAGGCGAGGCUGCGGAGGAGGAGGAGGGGGGUGGUGGUGGUGGUGGUGGUGGCGGGGGCUGCUCCGAGGCCGCCCCGCCUUCGCCGCUACCGGCCGCCUCAUGGCGACCCUGGCCGGUGUCUUCGUCUGGGACGGGCAGCGCAUCGAGGAGGAGGAGCUGCAGCGGUCUGCGCAGGAGAUGAAGCACAUGGAGAACAUAUCCAGCCUGUUACAGGGCGGCAGUCCGGGCGAGUAUCAGCGGCUGGAUCCCAAAUUGGAACGAGAGGCGAUCGCAGCUCCUGGGGAGCAGCCCUGGGAGAUGAUCAUGGACAAGAAGCACUUUAAGCUCUGGCGGCGGCCAAUCGAGGGUACCCACUUAUACCAGUACCGAGUGUUUGGGUCAUACACAGAUGUGACUCCCAGGCAGUUCUUCAACGUACAGCUGGACACUGAAUACAGGAAGAAGUGGGACUCACUGGUCAUCAAAUUGGACGUAAUCGAGAGAGACUUGGCCACUGGAUCAGAAGUGAUUCACUGGGUCACUCAUUUCCCGUACCCUAUGUACUCACGAGACUACGUAUACGUUCGACGGUACAGCGUAGACAAAGAGAACAACCUCAUGGUACUAGUCUCACGGGCAGUGGAGCAUCCAAGCGUCCCUGAAGACCCUGAGUACGUUCGGGUCAGAACCUAUGAAUCCCAAAUGGUCAUCCGUCCCCACAAAACCUUUGACGAGAACGGUUUCGACUACUUGCUGACCUACAGCGACAACCCUCAGACUGUGUUCCCCCGUUACUGCGUCAGCUGGAUGGUCUCGAGCGGUAUGCCGGAUUUCCUGGAGAAGCUGCACACGGCAGCGCUGAAAGCCAAAAAAAUGGAGAUCGAAGUGCGGGACUAUAUGUCUGCCAAGCCCAUCGAGAGCGGCGGCAGCGAGGGGAAGGCGAGUAUGGCAGCAGCGGAGCACAAGAGCGAUGGUACCUGCAGCCCUGCCCAGCUGGAAUAUGCCUGAGAAGCCAAACCUCCGCUCCUCCGGCCCCGGGACGGGGAGCCGAGCUCCGGAGAGGGACCUGUGCCGUGCCGCUGCCGCUGGAGCUUAGUUCAGUUUUUUUCCCUCCCCGUCUCAUCUCCAAAGCUCUGCUCCCUCUUCAGGAUGGGGAUCCUGUCCCCCACGCCGUAUGUGUUCGUGGCCAGGCUGAUGAAAUCUCAUGUCGUGUAAUCAUUUUUCUGUACCGGUAAAUAUUUCCCCUCCCCGACAGAAAAAAAUACCCUAAAAAAAAAAAAACUUUUAUCGCGGCACGGACAGCCUCCCCCUGCCCUGCCCACCCCCUCCUUUUCUCGUCCCUCUUCGGACUCUCGACCCCAAAUAUUUUUGGGUCUUGCUUUUGUACGGCGGCAGUUGGAUGAGGAUGUUCCACGUCACCGUCUCACGGUGGGGUUUUUUUCCCCCCACCAAAAGACCCUUCAACCUCCUCGGCCCGCAAGGAGGGGUUGGUUGUUAUUGGGGUGGGUGGCCUGAACUGGUGGAACUGGGGGAAAAAUGCUAUUUUUGGGGUGGUUUUUAGCUGCUGGUUUGUUGUAGGGGAGGGUGGAGCUUGUGGGAUUGGGGCGGGGGGCACCUUUCUGCCGGUGCUAACCUGGGUCACCGCGACCCCCCCCCACCGUUGUUUGUGGUGUUACAGGGGCUGAUCCCGCCGGGUUGUGGCACGAGGUGGGGGGGGCAGCGAAAGCUGUAGGAUCGGCAAAAUACUAAUAAAUUAUCUGUCCUAGCCACAGCUGUGGUGGCACCCCCUGGGAUCCUAAUUAGCAUCCCACAUUAAUGAACCCCUCUGGGGUCUGACGGAUGGGUCCCUCUCGCACCCCCUUCAAUCCCCACCUUAAAAUAAUUUUAUCUUAAAUAUAAAUUCCCAACUUAAAAUAAAUUUAUCAUAUAUUUAUCACCCCCUUCA
Harpia harpyja (harpy eagle) is the source of this 2216-nucleotide messenger RNA. RefSeq names its product StAR related lipid transfer domain containing 7 (gene STARD7). The coding region runs from base 35 to 1279 and encodes 414 amino acids. Gene Ontology annotation, molecular function: lipid binding. Lineage: Eukaryota; Metazoa; Chordata; Aves; Accipitriformes; Accipitridae. The transcript is spliced from 8 exons. The record is from RefSeq and is a predicted model, not a curated record.